AUGGUCAAUUGUCCUAUCUGCGGCAAGGCGGUGAGCGCAGCCAAUAUCAACGCCCAUCUCGACUCGGAUUGCGUCGAGCACGUUGAGGACACGAAUGUCACCGACAACAACAACACCCACACUACUACCAAUCACAACGAAAAUGCGAACGGAUAUCCCAGCGGAAAUGUAUCCUCACCGGCCGUCGCCCCGCUGUUCAAGACACCCGGCGCCAGCACGAGGCGCGACGGCGCAGGACCUUCGUCAUUUGCGUCCUUCUUCUCCUCGUCCCAGCCUGUACCGCUACAGUCGCCGAGCGAACAUCGAGCAUCAACACCAGCGGUGAAACGAUCGUUUGAUCAUGCCUCGUCAGCGCAAGCGAAUAGCAAUGGUCAGACGAAACGAGGGUUCGACUUCUCAUCGACACAGCCUGCCGGCCAGACAUCGACGAAGCGGACGUUAGAAUUCCCAUCGACGCAAAAGCAGACGUUGAUCGGCCCAUCAAUACAGUCCAAUUCCAACGGACAUACUACGCAAGUGAAGAGGGAGGACGACAAAGAUACCCAGCAUAACGAUGGCCAAUCUAGCAAUGGAGCGGCUGUUCAUGAACAACCUCCCAACAAGAGACCCAAAACGAAACCCCCCAACGCCUUCGAAAAGGUCGCACCGCUAGCCGAGCGCAUGCGCCCCAAGACCCUCGACGACGUAUGCGGCCAGGACCUGGUCGGCGCGAACGGCGUGUUGCGAGGCCUGAUCGAGCAGGACCGGGUGCCGAGCAUGAUUCUCUGGGGCGGCGCGGGGACGGGCAAAACGACGAUCGCGCGGGUCAUCGCCAGCAUGGUCGGCAGCCGCUUCGUCGAGAUCAACAGCACCAGCAGCGGCGUGGCAGAAGUGAAGAAGAUCUUUGCGGAAGCGCGCAACGAGUUGGCCCUCACAGGUCGCAAAACCAUCAUCUUCUGCGACGAGAUCCACCGCUUCUCCAAGUCGCAGCAGGACGUGUUCCUGGGUCCCGUCGAGGCCGGCCACGUCACGCUGAUCGGCGCGACGACCGAGAACCCGUCGUUCAAGGUCCAGAACGCGCUCCUGUCGCGCUGUCGCACAUUCACUCUCCAGAAACUCGGCGACGCGGACAUCUGCCAUAUCCUCACGCGCGCCCUCGAGACGGAACAGGAAACAUACAACCCGUCCCCGGCACUAGUGAAUGACGAACUGAUUAGAUAUCUCGCCGCGUUCGCCGACGGCGAUGCCCGAACGGGUCUCAACCUGCUCGAACUGGCAAUGACGCUGUCGCGCCAUCCGGGGAUGACCACGCCGCAGCUCAAACAGGCAUUGACCAAGACCCUGGUGUAUGACCGCGCGGGCGACCAGCACUACGACACCAUUUCUGCGUUCCACAAGGCCGUGCGCGGCUCCGACCCGGACGCGGCACUCUACUAUCUCGCGCGCAUGAUCCAGUCCGGCGAAGACGCGCUGUACAUUGCGCGCCGCAUGGUCGUUAUCGCCUCGGAGGACGUCGGGCUCGCGGACCCGAGUCUGCUCCCGCUCGCGACCGCCGCGUACACGGCCGCCGAGAAGAUCGGCAUGCCCGAAGCCCGCAUCAACCUGGCCCACGUGGCUGUCGCGUUGUGUCUGGCGCCGAAAUCCACCCGCGUCUACCGCAGCUUGAAUAAUGCCAUGCAUGCCGUCCAGCAGGAGCCGGGCGUCGCGGGCCUGCCCAUCCCAAUCCAUCUCCGGAAUGCGCCGACCAGGCUCAUGAAGGAGCUCGGGUAUGGAAGGGAAUAUAAAUAUAAUCCGAAAUAUGUCGGCGGGAAGGUCGUGCAGGAAUAUUUGCCCGAUGCGCUGAAGGGCCGCAAGUUCUUCGAGGACGGCGAUUUCGGAGACAUGGUCGAUGAAGAUCUGGUCAGGCAGGAACAGGAAGAACAAAACGGAGAACCUGGUGUUGACCACAGUGCUGGCGUCGAUGGGAGGAGUGUAAAGAAUAAUCAUGCUGGUAACAGUGAUGGAGUCGACGCUGAUGUUGUUGGUGAUGGUGCUGAUGUUGGUCAGCUGGAUUCACCACCAGUGUGA
This is a messenger RNA of Capronia coronata CBS 617.96, 2046 nucleotides long. Its product is annotated as ATPase. The coding region runs from base 1 to 2046 and encodes 681 amino acids. The transcript has a single exon. The record is from RefSeq and is a predicted model, not a curated record. Gene Ontology annotation, molecular function: single-stranded DNA helicase activity; DNA binding; ATP binding. Lineage: Eukaryota; Fungi; Ascomycota; Eurotiomycetes; Chaetothyriales; Herpotrichiellaceae. Gene Ontology annotation, cellular component: nucleus. Gene Ontology annotation, biological process: DNA repair; DNA-templated DNA replication; regulation of DNA repair.